AAAAUACGACGGAGACAAAACAGUUUUGUCUCCCGUGUGCGCGGAGCCUUACAUUAAAAACAGAAGGCGGAGGUUGACAGUGUCACUGACAGCUGAUAUCGUGAUAUAAAAUUAAUAUUAUUUAAUUCAAUAAUUAAGUUUAAUAGUGUACAAUGUCGUUUAAUAUAAAACCUUACAAACUUUGUCGGACAUUCUUUAUAACCUCUCGAAAUUAUUGCCAAGAGAAAUCUAUUUACCAGCGCAAUGAAGAAGGCCCACAACCACGAAUGGUGCACGGAAAACCGUACCCCGACUGGAGGAAGCCAUGGAUACAACGCGACGGAGAAUGGACGAGUAAAUUGUCAGUUUUCGUGGAGAAAAAUCCUAAUCCAAAUAUAGUAAAUGCGCUCUCAAAACUACCGAACUUAUCUAUGAAAGAUGUAAAAGAAUGGUGGGCAAGUAUGAAGGUGCUGCAAGAGAUUAAGAACCAGGAAUUCCUGCCAAAGAGAACAGCUACACUUGGGUCUAAUUUAGCAGCACUGCACUUCUUUACAUACAGAGCUUGUGCUGUUAGAUUGAAAGGAAAAAACGAAUGGAUAACUGGAGAUGCGACAAACCUAAACCUUCCUAGCCAGUAUGAAGAAGGCUAUUUUGUAGAAGCAGUAGAUUGCACCAAGUUCCUUCACAACGGCAUCCGGUACGAAGGUAUCCAAAACUUCUCUGGCCUUAACUUCCUCAAAUGGGUGUCUCUGAGGAAUAAUAAACAUGUUGAUGUUUGGUGUUUGGACAGACUGGCCGGUCAGAAUGGAAAAAGUAUAGAAUACUUAGAUAUCCGCGGCUGCAACUUGUGUGUAGGUGGAGUUUCUGCCUUAGCAAGAAUAUCGGCACUCAAAACUCUGUAUAUAACUGAUCCUGGGGAUAAUAUAGAGCUACAAGCGGCUUUGUCGGUCUUAGAAGAAGAAAAUCCAAAACUCUUGAUAAAUGCUGCUACAGAAUGAUGUGUGAUGCUAGUAUUGUACUGUGUUGUUAGUGAAUUAUAUUUUUAUGUUGUA
This is a messenger RNA of Leguminivora glycinivorella, 1031 nucleotides long. Its product is annotated as distal membrane-arm assembly complex protein 2. The transcript has 3 exons. The record is from RefSeq and is a predicted model, not a curated record. Bases 153 to 977 code for a protein of 274 amino acids. Lineage: Eukaryota; Metazoa; Arthropoda; Insecta; Lepidoptera; Tortricidae.